GACCAUCUCGAACAGCAGACGCGAAUACGUGUCUUCUGACCAUUCUCCUGCGCUCCUUGGUUUUCUUGGACUUCUUGGAAACCUUGCGCAAAAAGCUCUAGCAAGGCAUAUCGCAUUUUGCAAAAGACACAACAACGCGCAUAUACGAGGGAGCCUCUGAUUCCGCCAAUCUGACAAAGGAUCAUCAUCACAAUUGAACUUGCUUUAGCCACGAAGGAAAAGUUGGACAGGCGUGAGGAUAGUAUUAGCAAAACGAAAACCUAACGCGCCUAGCCAGCAAGGCUUUCAAGUCGACGCAAUGGUGCUGCCAAUUCAGCUUCGUCGCGUCAUUCACGCGACCUUGGGUGGCCUCGUUCUCUUCCAAAGCAUUGUUGAUGCCGCGAGCUCUUCGCAGCCGGCCUCGUCCUCUUUCAGCGUGAAAGAUGGUAGUGGACAGCUCAGCUUCGCAAUUAAUGUUCCAGAUGAUUCCAAUGAUAUCUUCUUCCAUAUGUCUGCUCCAAGCGACAGUCAGUGGGCAGCUGUCGGUGCCGGGGGUGGAAUGACUGGCGCAUUGAUGUUUGUGAUUUACCCAGCAAAGUCUGAUUCUUCCAAUGUCACGCUCAGCCCCCGCAUUGGCCGAGGGCAUUUUAUGCCAACGUUUGCUCCAAGCAUUGACAUUGAAGUCCUUGAUGGCACAAGCAUCUCGGAUGACGUAUGGACUGUCAAUGCCAAAUGCUCCAACUGUCGCAACUGGAACGGAGGUUCUCUUGAUGUAACUUCAAAAACGCAGCCGUGGAUUUAUGCCGUGGGCCCAUCUGGUAGUAUGGCAAGUGAUUCACAGGAAGCCAAUAUUCAACAACACCAAUUCUUCGGCCACUUCACACUGGAUAUGGUUGCAGCAACAGGCAAGUCCGGUGUGCCAGGAGGAGGCACGUCAAGCGCUUCACCGAGCUCCUCAACAUCAACCUCCCCGUCUAAAACAAGUAAGACCAGCACGGCUAGUCCAACAAGCGGUGGUAAAGGAAGCCACAGCGGAGAUGAUAAUAACAGCGGCAACUACUCCAGCGGCCCAAUUACUAGCCCCCCGCAUUGGGGCAUUGUUGCUCAUGCAGUGCUCAUGUCACUUGCCUUUGUCAUUUUCUUCCCUUUUGGUAUUCUUUGCCUGCGAGCCUUUGGCAAAGUCCGACUGCACUGGAUUGCUCAAGCCUUUUCGACAAUGGUUCUCAUUGCUGGUUUCGGGCUUGGCAUCUAUAUCAGCAAAAAGGGAUCUAUGUUCAACAAGUUCAACGCGCCACAUCAGAUCAUUGGUUUGAUCGUCUUCGGAUGCUGCAUUUUGCAGAUCCCUUUUGGCACUGUUCAUCACAUGAUCUUCAAGCGCACCAGAAAAUCCACGGCCAUGGGCCUCCUCCAUCGCUGGAACGGCCGCAUAUUCCUUACUUUAGGUUUCAUCAACGGCAUUGUUGGUCUGAACUGGGCCGGCGAUAAUCGUCAAAUUAUCCCCUAUGCAGUUGUCGGUGGCGUGCUUGCGAUCAUGCUGGCCGCUGCUAUCAUCUUCACGGAACGCAGGAAUAAACGCAAAGGCAAUUAUCAAGCGCAACGUCAGUCGAGCGUGAGCCACGAAAGGCACGGCUCGUCCGAUGACAAUGUCCGGCUGACAGAUCUAGGUGACCACUCAUCACCAGAAAGAAAAAUCAGGGUGUAGGACAUUACACCUCUGAAGGGUUGCACGGAUGCAACAGGCGUGAUAAUAUUUUGCAUGAACUUUGAUGGUCAGGUCUUUGUUGUUUUCCUGGAGUAGCAAGGCAUGACUCGGUCCGGGAAAUUAGGAUAGUUUCUGAUUGUUACAUUAGGAGCUUAGAUCGAAUUGCACAAGCAUGGUUUGAUUGAGCUCAAUCAGCGUCUGUCCCGAUGGGGACUUUGUCCUUUGGGCUCAAACCAUUAUGAUUGUAUCAAGCUGUAGUUUCAAUCUGGCAUUUGUCGUCGCUGGAUCCUGGAUCCUUGCUCUCCUUAGACGUAAAAUCACGCAGCCCUUUGUUUGAAUGGGCAACGCUUUCAGUAGUCAGCCGUAUCAGCCAAGUCAACCCGAGCAAGGAUCUAGAUGUGCAGUCAGGAAAUCAGCCGGGGCGCUCAACUGCUGCCCAACCUCUCGCGGCGAGCUUUAU
Molecule: messenger RNA, 2141 nt
Organism: Xylona heveae TC161
Lineage: Eukaryota; Fungi; Ascomycota; Xylonomycetes; Xylonales; Xylonaceae
Product: iron reductase domain protein
Exons: 7
Coding region: 299-1681 (460 amino acids)
Source: RefSeq, a predicted model, not a curated record